ACGUUCCUAGGUAUAAAUACAAAAGCGUGGAGAGGAUAAGAGUUUUUCUCGACUAGUCUACUCGGAGAAUCGAAACUGAAAGAGAAUAACGCAUUCGUUGUUGUUCGUGCUCAGAAAGAGAAGAGAGAUGGGAAAUCAGAAGCAGAAGUGGACAGCUGAAGAAGAAGAAGCCUUGCAUCAAGGUGUUCAGAAAUAUGGUGCUGGAAAAUGGAAGCACAUUCUCAAAGACCCUCAAUUCAGUCAAAAACUCGCUAGCCGCUCCAAUAUCGAUCUAAAGGAUAAAUGGCGGAAUUUGAAUGUUUUUCCUGGUCAAAACCCUAAAACUCCUAAGGGUAAACCAUCUGGGUCCUCUCCUGCUCCAAGCAAUGCUACUCCUUCUCCGUCUCCUGCUCCUGGUACUCCUGCUGCUUCUGCUGGUACUCCUGCUGCUGCUGCUGCUGCUGCUGCUCCGGUCAAUGUUGCUGCUACACCUCAAGCUCAGACUACGAUUCGGACUCCUACUAGUCAGCCUUCUCAGAAUGAUGACAAUGCUGCCAAGAUUUAUCCUCAGUACAAUUCAUUGAUUUUUGAAGCUCUAUCAACAAUCAAGGAUCCCAAUGGUUCUGACUUAAAUGCUAUUAUUAGCUUCAUUGAGCAAAAGCACAGCUUGCCUCAAAGUCAAAAUUUCAGAAGGACACUAGGUGCAAAGUUAAGAAGGCUUGUCGGUCAAGGGAAACUUGAAAAGGUACAAAAUGGUUACAAGAUAAAGGACACCUCAGUGGGGGUGAAGUCAGCUGAUGACUCAAAACCACCUGCACCAAUAGAAAUGGAUCUGCCAGGGUCAUCAAAUAAUUUUGCAUAUGAUGAUGCCAUAAAGGAAGCUUCCGAAACUCUAGCCUGCAGACUUGCUGACGCGGAGAAUAAGUCAUUUUUGGCUACUGCAGCAGUCAGGGAGACAGAAAGAUAUUCAAAGUUUGGGGAGGAAAAUGAUGCAAUGUUAAAGAUUGCAGAAGAGAUUUACGCAAAAUGUAUGCUCGGUGAAACUGUUCGCUUCACUUAAAUUGGUUAAUGCCUAUGGUGUUUUUGUUUCGACAUUUAAACUGGUCCAUCCAGUGAAAAAUGUUUUUAGACGCUCACCCCCAAUAAAAUAUUUAUACCUUCAUUUCAAGUUCCUUUGAGACCAAUGUUUUUGUGUUACUUUUUUUUUUCUUUCUUCUGGGAAUAAAAUUGGUCUUUAGUUUUGUGAAA
Molecule: messenger RNA, 1227 nt
Organism: Medicago truncatula (barrel medic)
Lineage: Eukaryota; Viridiplantae; Streptophyta; Magnoliopsida; Fabales; Fabaceae
Product: telomere repeat-binding factor 5
Exons: 6
Coding region: 128-1039 (303 amino acids)
Biological process (GO): nucleosome assembly
Cellular component (GO): nucleosome
Molecular function (GO): double-stranded telomeric DNA binding
Source: RefSeq, a predicted model, not a curated record